AAACGAGUUGAUGAUAGCUGUGCAGUUAUACGUUUGGAAAUGACCCAAAGCCAGCGAGAUAUCGAUGUACUGAAAAGGAAGUGUCAAGUGAUGGAGGGCGAGCUGAAGAAGACACGAGUCAGGAGAAAAGGUAAUGUGUUAUUCAUGACAAAUUGAUUGCAUAUGCAAAACCCAAAUGUGUGAACAGCCCUAAUAUGACUGAAUACAAUUAUUUUCAAGUUUUUUACCCCAUGGCAUCAGAGAGAUCUUCAUAUCCAGUCAAGAUUGUUUUGAACAAGCAGAGGAGUAACUCACAGUGGAGAGAUGGAGAGGUGGCUGUUGGAGAGGACUCUCAACCCCAGGUGUGAUACAUCACCUGUUACAGUUAGAGACCUGACUUCUUGGAUCAAUUCUGUUAUUGGAAUAUCAGGAGAAUUUACCGCUUUUGUGUGACUUAUUAGUAUGAAAAGGGUUAUAUAUGGUGUGUGUCCAGAGUAAUAACCUCAGUCCCCUGUUACAGCCUACAGAUGUGGAGCAGAGAACGGAGACUGAACCCAUACUGAUCAAAGAUGAGGAGACAGCAGAGGAUGUGUGGAAGACUGACCCUCAGGAAGAGCUCAGAAUCACUGGAGAGGGUGGGUGCUGACAUAAGGGGUACUGCUCUGUCUGUCUAUGGAAGACUUUGUAUGGUGUGGUGGUAUGCACGUUCCAAAUUGCUAGUUGGCGUUGGGUGUUUUCUGUUCUGGGUUGGCAUAUGGAGCGCACGUACACACAAAGUCAGUUCUAAAGCAGUCAUGUUUUGCAACUGUUAAGGGUCUUUUGUAAUGUUUAUCCUCAGAGUCUGGUUCCAAGCCUGGGCAACCACCAUCCUUUGAGCAACGGCACUGUGAUGAGGACUUCAUCACACAACCCAACAUAUCUCCUGAAUACUCCAAUUCUGAACAUCCAGACACACCCCGGCUCACAUCUACAGAGGUGUUCAGCACAGAGCAGCACCUGCCAGAUGAGGACUCACUAGAGCUAGUGAUGGUGAAGGACGAGAAAGAGGAGGAGUUGGAUCAGACCACAGCCCUGGCAGGACCUGACCAGUUUGUCAUGGAUGAGACUGAUGGGCAUCUGUGGACAUCUGUGGAUCCAGGCAGAGACACUGACCCUGAUGGCCACCCAAUUUUCUCCUUUCAUGCUUCAGAAGAGUACUCUCAGAAUAUCUCUAUUUUCCCAUCUCAUAGUGGGCUGCCAUCCGUUCCUACUAUGACAGAUGAUGUAGGGCCAUCACUUCACUCUUCUAUAGGGAAACCACAUGCUAACAUGUUCAGUGCAGCAGCACACAUGAAAAGACAUGUCAGGACAUUGGCUGAUGAGACUAGACAACAGAUGCCAGACAGACAGAACAGCGAGAGGCUGAACUCAAGUAAUGACGGAAAUAAUUUAGCACUACAGUCAAGGCAGCAUCAGUACAGGGCUUCAGAAGCAACAGUGAGAAUGAGUGAGUGCAUGACAGGGUCAAACAUGGCCACCACCUCCACCUUCUCUGGAUACAGCCUGAGUCGCAGUAGUUUUAACAUGGUGAAGAGAAUGAGGACUCAGUGGAGGUCGGUCGGCACCACCGAGAAGUGUUUCAGAGAGAAACCGCACACCUGCGAACAGUGUGGCAGGAGUUUCACCAAGCAGUGGAACCUGAUCAGACAUGCUGUGGUCCACAGCGGGGAGAAGCCAUACGAGUGCACACAGUGUGGGAAAUGCUUCACCCGGCGUUCCAGUAUGAAGUUACAUCAGAGAACUCACAUAGGAGAGAAUCCAGUGUCUCAAUACGUGGUACCCCGAUACCCCGGGGAUCCACAC
This is a messenger RNA of Coregonus sp. 'balchen', 1821 nucleotides long. Lineage: Eukaryota; Metazoa; Chordata; Actinopteri; Salmoniformes; Salmonidae. The record is from the annotation of a GenBank genome assembly.